Messenger RNA from Acomys russatus (golden spiny mouse), 1963 nucleotides. It is a transcript of the gene Slc19a1, whose product is annotated as solute carrier family 19 member 1. NCBI's taxonomy places the organism in Eukaryota, Metazoa, Chordata, Mammalia, Rodentia, Muridae. Gene Ontology annotation, cellular component: apical plasma membrane; basolateral plasma membrane; plasma membrane. Bases 252 to 1775 code for a protein of 507 amino acids. Gene Ontology annotation, molecular function: methotrexate transmembrane transporter activity; folate:monoatomic anion antiporter activity; folic acid binding. Gene Ontology annotation, biological process: methotrexate transport; folate transmembrane transport. The transcript is spliced from 7 exons. The record is from RefSeq and is a predicted model, not a curated record.
UCUGCUGUGAUCUGCGCCCCGGUUUUGUGCUGGCCAGUUCUGCGGCUGCGCUACCCGGCCCACCACGAUGGCCACACCUUCGGGGGGGGGGUGACCAGUUUAGAUAACCACGCCCCUCCACGCGGUCUUGGGCCUUUUCGCGGGUUUGUGGGUGUUGUAGUCUGCGUGUGCGCGACCCAAAACCCCGGCUGUUGGCUGAAUCAGGUAGAGUAUCGUCUUUGGUUACCAGGUCCCAUGAGGACCUGGGCAGCAUGGUGCCUACUGGCCAAGAGGCAGAAGAGCCCAGGCAGGACCAGGAACUCCAGUCGUGGCGAUACCUAGUGUUCUAUCUCUGCUUCUUCGGCUUUAUGGCACAGUUGCGGCCUGGGGAGAGCUUCAUCACACCCUACCUCCUGGACCGCAAUUUCACGGAGAAGCAGGUGACCAAUGAGAUUAUCCCUGUUCUGCCCUACUCCCACCUGGCCGUGCUGGUGCCAAUCUUCCUUCUUACCGACUACCUGCGAUACAAGCCAAUCCUGGUCCUGCAGUGCCUGAGCUUUGUGUGCGUGUGGCUGCUGCUGCUGCUGGGCGACUCCGUAAUCCACAUGCAACUCAUGGAAGUCUUCUACAGCAUCACUAUGGCCGCCCGCAUCGCCUACUCCUCCUACAUCUUCUCCCUGGUGUGCCCCUCCCGCUACCAGCACAUGGCCAGCUACUCACGGGCCUCGGUGCUGCUGGGAGUCUUCAUCAGCUCUGUGCUGGGCCAGCUGCUGGUCACCCUGCAAGAAAUGUGCUUCGAAACGCUCAACUACAUCUCCCUGGGCUUCAUUGUUUUCAGCCUGGGCCUCUCCCUCUUCCUAAAGCGUCCUAAGCGUAGCCUCUUUUUCAACCGCAGUGCACUUGCGCGUGGAGCCUUGCCCUGUGAGCUGGACCAGAUGCAUCCGGGCCCUGGCCAACCAGAGCCCGGGAAACUAGAGCGUGCGCUGCGCACUUGCAGGGACUCCUUCCUGGUGCGCAUGCUAAGCGAACUGGUGGAAAACGCUCGGCAACCACAGCUGCGCCUCUGGUGCCUCUGGUGGGUCUUCAACUCUGCUGGCUACUACCUGAUCACCUACUACGUGCACGUCCUGUGGAGAGAAAUUGACUCUAAGGUCAAAUACAAUGGCGCCAUAGAUGCUGCUUCCACACUGCUGAGCGCCAUCACGUCCUUCUCUGCGGGCUUCGUGAAGAUCCGCUGGGCUCUGUGGUCAAAGCUGGUCAUCGCAAGUGUUAUAGCCACCCAGGCUGGGCUGGUUUUCUCUAUGUUCUCAGUGAAGACCAUCUGGCCAUGCUACGUGUCCUUCGUGCUUUUCCGUGGGGCCUAUCAGUUCCUUGUGCCCAUUGCCACUUUUCAGAUUGCAUCUUCCCUGUCUAAAGAGCUCUGUGCAUUGGUCUUCGGGAUCAACACAUUCCUUGCCACUGCGCUCAAGACUUCCAUCACACUUGUGGUCUCUGACAAGCGGGGUCUGAGCCUCCAAGUUCACUCACAAUUCUUCAUCUACUUCAUGUACUUUGUGUUGCUGUCCAUCAUCUGCUUUGCCGGGGCUGGACUGGAUGGCUUGAAGUAUUACCGGCAAGGUCGCCACCAGCCCCUGCCCCUGGCCCAGGAGCUGAGGAGUCCCUUAGAGAAUUCCGUGCAGGUGCCGAGCGUGCAGGAUGGAGGCUCAAAGGGACCGCAGCCCUCAGCAUCACUGCUGCUCUCAGAGGAUGGCAAGGAGGACAGCGUGGCAGUCUUGAGACUCGAAGCCAAGGCCUGACCCAGCUUGACCAGCCUAGCUUCGUCCCAGGUCAGCAGGCAGAUUCCUGACUCAGAGGCAGCCCCUCCUAUGUGCACUCCAAUCCUGAACAAGCCUAGGCCAGAUGCUGCAGACAAGACUCCCAGUCUAUACAGCCUUGAGUCCCAGUGCCCAAGACGUGUGGAGCACCUUCAGCUGCCUUUUAGGAA